This is a messenger RNA of Durio zibethinus, 504 nucleotides long. RefSeq names its product metallothionein-like protein type 3. NCBI's taxonomy places the organism in Eukaryota, Viridiplantae, Streptophyta, Magnoliopsida, Malvales, Malvaceae. The record is from RefSeq and is a predicted model, not a curated record. Gene Ontology annotation, biological process: intracellular copper ion homeostasis. Gene Ontology annotation, molecular function: copper ion binding; zinc ion binding.
ACAUGAUCAUGGUGGAUGGUGCAAAGCAUUGGAGAUAUAGCAAUCCCAUUUCAAGCAAACACAACUUUCACUUCUCACUUUCAACAACUUUCCAAAUUCACCAUGUCUGACAAGUGCGGCGACUGCGACUGCGCAGACAAGAGCCAGUGCACGAAGAAGGGAAACACCUUGGUCGUUGAGACUGAGAAAAGCUACGUCAACACUGUCGUGGUCGAGGCUGCGGCAGAGAACGAUGGCAAGUGCAAGUGCGGAGCUAGCUGCAGCUGCACAAACUGCACUUGUGGUGAUCAUUAAGCAAACAUAGAGCAACGAUGUUUUAGCUCAUGGCAAUAUUGGGACCUAAAAAAUAAUGAAAUUUGGGUUGAAUAAUUUGUGUCUUUUUUUGUAUGUGUGUGUUUUUCAUUUCUGUCAGUCACGUCAUGUUCUGUGAUGUAAUGGCCAUGUCUAUGGCCUUGUCUGGUUAAUGAAUUACUAUUAGUAUAAGAAAUUUAUACUUUUUUUAAA